AGGCAAUAAAUAAGUUGAGUAACUACGGCGUGGCUGUUGUGGUAGCUCUGGCCCGCCGAUUGCCGCCACCAACCUUCCACCGCUCAACUCAACUCCUCCACAAUUGCAUUUCAUCAUCGCAGAAGAGAGAUCCGCAUUGACCCCGGCAUGCUGCUGCACGCACACCAUGUCGUUGGCAUCGUCAGAGCUGUCGCUCGUAUCAAGUGACAUGAGCAGUUCUUUAACCAGGUCUGUCCACCAGCUUAGGCGCAGCACUGCCGCUCAAGCAACGCCGCGUAACAUUCUACUGUUUCUUGUCGCAUUCCGCAUCCUCAACGCGCUCAGUGUCCGCACCUUCUUUCAACCCGACGAAUUCUUCCAGUCGCUGGAACCUGCCUGGCAAGCUGCAUUUGGACAGGAUAGCGGUGCUUGGAUUACUUGGGAAUGGAAACACGAGCUACGAUCUUCUAUCCACCCUCUAUUUUUCACAGCAGUAUAUUAUGUCACCGGACUAGUCGCUUGGGCUACGCGUCUAUCGCCUUUGACGGCGGCAGAUCUCCUCAUCGCUACUCCGAAAAUCGCGCAAGCUAUCAUUGCCGCCGCAGGUGACUAUUACACAUGGAAAAUAGCUGAUAAGGUGUAUGGGUAUGAUAGCUACGGUGCUUGGGCUACGCUGGCGUUGACUGUGUUGAGCCCAUGGCAAUGGUUCUGUUCAACGAGGACAUUCUCCAAUUGCGCCGAAACUACCUUGACAGUAAUUGCGCUAUAUUUCUGGCCAUGGGAUUGGUUUCUCGACAUCCGAGACGAGGAGAAAGAGGAAGAAGGCGAGACACAAGGCCUAGAUAAUAGCAUUGAGAGUGCGAGUAGACUUUCAAGGUACAGAUGGCCUGGACUGAACGGCGACAUUUUCACCAUCAUGUUUCUAACAGUCGCACUGCCCAGUCUUCGAAAGAGCCUUCUGCUUGCAGCAUUUGCAUGCGUGCUGCGACCUACAAAUGUCCUAGUAUGGGCAUGCCUGGCUGGUUUUGCCAUGUACUACGGCCCCAAGUCGAUAACUCCGAUCCUUAUUAGAGAGACCGUUCUUUGCGGAUCAACAGUUCUUGGUCUUUCGAUUCUCAUUGACCGCUUUUAUUAUGGGAUUUGGGCAUUUCCUUUCUUCAAGUUUCUUUAUAUCAACGUCGCUCAGUCAAUUGCAAUCUUCUACGGCCACAACGACUGGCACUACUAUCUUUCACAAGGGUUUCCCUUGCUGUUGACAACUGCCCUUCCUUUCGGCUUACUUGGUCUAUAUCAGUCUCUCCGAUCGGCUGGUUCAGCAACACCUAAUCGUGGCUCCUUGAUCAAGUUCCAGCUGGCUUCGGUAUGUCUUUUUAUGCCAGCCGUGCUUUCUUUGAUAGCCCAUAAGGAAGUGAGAUUUAUAUAUCCUUUGCUACCUGCUCUACAUGUCUUGGCCGCGGAACCUCUUGUGUCCUGUUACCUCCCGGCUGUUUCAUCAUCGUCGAGCUUUUAUCUUCCGCGCAGACUCACGCUAGUUUUUCUUGUCCUCGUGAAUCUUUUCAUUGCGUUUUAUACUACACUGGUCCAUGCUUCAGGGCCUGUGACUGUCCUUUCUUACUUGCGGGAGCAACAUGUAGCGCACCAGAAAACUAUUGGUACCCCGAAUGCUCCUUAUCCCUCGUAUGGAUUUACUCGGCCUGCGCACGAUGCGGUACAUAAUAUGUCCGUUGGCUUCCUCAUGCCCUGCCACAGCACACCGUGGAGAUCUCACCUUGUUUUCUCUUCAAUAGAGUCCUGGGCUUUGUCCUGUGAACCCCCGGUCGGAUUGAACGAGACUCAAAAGAAAGUAUACUUGGACGAAGCAGACCAAUUCUAUGAAAACCCGACAAACUUUCUACAACAACAUAUGGUCGGCGGAUUAUGGCAUGUUCCUCGACGUCCAUCAUACCUAUCGCUCGGACCUCCUCAGCCAACAUCCUAUAGUCAAACUCUACCCCGCAAAGAAUACACCCACGAAUGGCCCGAUUACCUGGUUUUCUUCGCACAACUAGAACCAACAAUCCGUACCGCUCUUCGCAGUACCUCGUAUGCAGAAUGUUGGCGAACAUGGAGCACUGCGUGGCAUGACGACUGGCGACGGAAAGGUGAUGUUGUUGUCUGGUGUCUCGAUCCGAAUGCGCAGGGAGAAUGGCGAAAAUCCCAGCAAGAAAAGCACGUCGAACGCCGUGACCAGCAGUUCGAGCGCAUCAUCUCGGGAUUCAAAAAGGAAGCCAAAAUCAGUUCUACGCGAGCAAGUCCGUGGGAUAUCUCGAGUUUCUGGGACAAGAAUAGAAUGUUUCACACGACCAGCACCACGACGUCGUGGUACAGUUCGCUAUUCAAUCGAUGGCCGUUUACACCAAAAAGGUCAUCGACAUCAUACCUUCCGUCAUGGCUAAGAAAUUCAUGGCCGACCUCUUCUAAGAAGAAAAACUUGGCAUCUUAUCUGCCGAAAUUUCUACAGAGCUUUUUUAACAUUAAUAAUAGUAAUUUUCCAUGGUUCCAAUUCUCAUGGCCAUCGUCAUCGUUUUGGCCCUGGAAUACAAGACAAAGAGCAAAGAGAAACGCUGGAUACCCCAGGAUACCCGAGUUUGAGCGAGAUUUAUGGAAUUAAUAUCUUGAAAUUUUCUUUCUACUCCGCAUUGCUUAUGUGAGGUUCUUUGAAAAGAGUCUGGACUUGGUGAUUGUAUAUAGAUGGCUUUGAGAUCUUAAUUCUUAGUUUUGAGAAGCCAACGGUUAUAUCAACAUUAAUCAAUAAUUGCUGAGCAAUUGUUUAGAGGCUGCAGUUUUACAAAAAUAUCAAUGGAUCACUCGAUAGUAGCGACUGCUGCUGGGGUUGUCUCAAUGUAGGCUUGUCGAUUCGG
This is a messenger RNA of Talaromyces proteolyticus, 2879 nucleotides long. RefSeq names its product putative mannosyltransferase. The record is from RefSeq and is a predicted model, not a curated record. Gene Ontology annotation, molecular function: alpha-1,2-mannosyltransferase activity. Gene Ontology annotation, cellular component: endoplasmic reticulum membrane. The transcript is spliced from 4 exons. Bases 167 to 2629 code for a protein of 820 amino acids. Lineage: Eukaryota; Fungi; Ascomycota; Eurotiomycetes; Eurotiales; Trichocomaceae. Gene Ontology annotation, biological process: GPI anchor biosynthetic process.